GAACAGAACGCCGAAUGCUUCAAAUGGGAAAAAAAAAAUCAGCAAAUACACGCAAAGCUCAUUUUUCCCUCCUUUUGAUUCCACGUCUCUCUUUAAUGGCGGAAAGCAAGCCCUCCCCACGUUCCUCAUCUAACUCUCCUCAAUUUUCUGAAUCUGCUUCUACUUCUUACAGUAUAUCUCUUCUUCAUCUUUCUCUGCAUUUGACCGGAAUCCGUCUUCAACUCUCUCUGUUCGCGAUUACCAGAAAACUUUUGGCCUUCAACAUUGAAGUACAAUAUUUCCUUGGUCAAUACUUAGAUGAUAAUGCCUCCUGCUAGCAAGGCUGACUCGAAAGCGACUCUUGAUGCAGCGGCAUGGGCAUUCAAUAUCGUCACAUCUGUUGGAAUUAUUCUUGUCAAUAAGGCCUUAAUGGCCACUUAUGGAUUUAGAUUUGCUACAACGUUAACUGGUCUUCAUUUUGCCACAACCACCUUGAUGACUGUUGUACUUAGAUGGAUGGGACAUAUCCAGUCUUCUCAUCUACCAGCAUCUGAGAUUUUAAAAUUUGUUAUAUUCGCAAACUUUUCUAUAGUUGGGAUGAAUGUGAGCUUGAUGUGGAACUCAGUGGGAUUCUAUCAGAUUGCAAAGCUGAGUAUGAUCCCUGUAUCCUGUUUUCUGGAAGUUUUCUUGGGAAAAAAAAGAUACUCAAGGGACACCAAGCUCAGCAUAUUGUUAGUUCUCUUGGGAGUUGCCAUCUGUACUGUUACGGAUAUGAGUGUAAAUGCCAAGGGCUUUAUAGCUGCCUUUGUGGCAGUUUGGGCCACUGCUCUUCAACAGUAUUAUGUACAUUUCCUUCAAAAGAAAUAUGCACUAGGAUCUUUCAACCUAUUAGGGCAUACCGCACCAGUGCAAGCUGCUUCUCUUCUGUUAUUAGGGCCCUUUGUGGACUAUUGCUUGACAAAUAAAACAGUUGGCGCAUAUCCAUAUAGUACAACAUCUGUGUACUUCAUUAUCUUAUCAUGCACGAUCGCGAUAGGGACCAAUCUCAGCCAAUUCAUUUGCAUCGGCAGAUUCUCAGCCUUGACCUUCCAAGUGCUUGGCCAUAUGAAGACUAUUCUUAUCCUGACCUUAGGUUUCAUUUUCUUUGGGAAAGAAGGUCUUAACCUACACGUAGUUCUGGGCAUGGUAAUUGCGAUUUUGGGAAUGAUAUGGUAUGGGAACGCCUCUUCUAAGCCCGGAGGAACAGAGACUCGGACCAUUUCUUCGCCACACCCCAAACCCCAAAACCAAAACGGAUUAUCAGAAUCCAGCGAGCUUGAUGAGAAGGUGUAGCCUAGUGUUCCUACUGAAGCUGAUUUGAGAAACCCGUUUACUUAUAAAAUAUCAGAUUCAUUGUACCUUAAAGGUAAAAUAAUUUACUGCAACACAAUUUUGGUUAUCAUUGAUCAUCUCUUGUUCUUGACUUAUUCCAGAUAGGAAUUCUGCUGAACUAUAUGCAAGUUACCCGUAAUUUAUGUCAAUUUUGCUCUUUUGUUAUACUAGUAAUUUAUGUUGA
Molecule: messenger RNA, 1534 nt
Organism: Rhododendron vialii
Lineage: Eukaryota; Viridiplantae; Streptophyta; Magnoliopsida; Ericales; Ericaceae
Product: UDP-rhamnose/UDP-galactose transporter 5-like
Exons: 6
Coding region: 298-1311 (337 amino acids)
Cellular component (GO): Golgi apparatus
Molecular function (GO): UDP-galactose transmembrane transporter activity; antiporter activity
Source: RefSeq, a predicted model, not a curated record